AGAUUAUACCUCCUACACACUGGGGAGGAACAGCAACAACACAGCCUGGAGGCGGGGCCCGCGCCUCUGCCAGGAAGGGACCGGCGGGCUCGAGCUGUCAAUCAGAAUCCCCGCCCCCGAGACGCCCAGAGGGCGGAGCCGCACGCCUCAAAGCUGGGAUCCGGAAGUCAGAGCCCAGCGGCGCAAGCGCAGCUCCUGGGCCAACUGUGUUGUGAUAGCCUUUCCUUUCUGAUCUCCGCCGGAAGUGGAGAAAAUAAAAAGCCAGGUAAAAGUUCCAAAGGAUGCAAGAAGCCUGCAAAACAGAAUGGGAAGAAAUCAGCCUCCAAAGUGCCUUCUGCUCCCCAGUUUGUUCAUUCCAGUGAUCAUGCCAAUUGGGAGGCAGAAUUAAAGAAGAAGAGGGUUGAGGAUAUGAGGGAAAAACAGAAGAUUGCCCGGGAGCAAGAGAAACACAGACGUAGGACCAUCGAAAGUUACUGUCAGGAUGUCCUGAGACGCCAGGAGGAGUUUGAGCACAAGGAGGAAGUUAUGCAGGAAUUAAAUAUGUUUCCUCAACUGGAUGAUGAGGCCACAAGAAAGGCUUAUUAUAAGGAGUUCUGUAAGGUGGUGGAAUACUCUGAUGUAAUUCUGGAAGUCUUGGAUGCAAGGGACCCGUUGGGCUGCCGGUGCUUCCAAAUGGAGGAGGCUGUCCUACGGGCAGAAGGCAAUAAGAAGCUGGUCUUAGUGUUGAACAAGAUUGACCUUGUCCCCAAGGAAAUUGUGGAGAAGUGGCUGAAUUACCUACGAAACGAGCUGCCAACUGUGGCUUUCAAGGCUAGCACUCAGCAUCAGGUCAAAAACCUGAUUUAUAUAUGCAUACAAGAACUGGGGUACAGGCUAGAGGUGUGAGGGUGAGAGGAUUCACCAGAGACAGUGGGGAGCAGAACAGGCGGAU
This is a messenger RNA of Talpa occidentalis (Iberian mole), 931 nucleotides long. RefSeq names its product G protein nucleolar 3 like (gene GNL3L). The record is from RefSeq and is a predicted model, not a curated record. Gene Ontology annotation, cellular component: nucleolus. The coding region runs from base 409 to 885 and encodes 158 amino acids. Lineage: Eukaryota; Metazoa; Chordata; Mammalia; Eulipotyphla; Talpidae. The transcript is spliced from 9 exons.